Molecule: messenger RNA, 550 nt
Organism: Helianthus annuus (common sunflower)
Lineage: Eukaryota; Viridiplantae; Streptophyta; Magnoliopsida; Asterales; Asteraceae
Product: jacalin-related lectin 2-like
Exons: 2
Source: RefSeq, a predicted model, not a curated record
UCAUUGGACAAACUCGAAUAUGUUUACACACAAGCUGCAAUGGACAACAUGGUCAAAUUGGGUCCGAAAGGAAUACAAGGUGAAAUCUGGGAUGAAAAAGGCCGUUACGAGGUAGUCGAAAUUCUAAUUUCACACCAACAAGAUUUGAUCAACUCUAUCCGGUUCUCGUAUCGUACAGUCGAAGAGAAUGUCAUUCAUUCAAAAACCUAUGGAGAACCCACUGGUCUGAAAUUUGACAUGGUGGAAUUUGAAUCCUCUAGUGAAGUUUUAACUUCGCUUAGUGGAGCGUAUAAGGAUGGUAGAUUGGCAUCGAUUGUAUUUGGUACCAACAGAAGAAAGUACGGACCAUUUGGAAGGACUGACAGUAAGUCUAGUUGUAGUUCAUACGAAGAGUUCGAUUAUAAAUUUAACCGUUGGCGUUUUGGAGGUUUUCAUGGGAGUGUUGUCGAUGGAUCCGUUUACACUAUUGGGGUUUAUGUCAAACCGUGUUGGUGAUUUUUGUUAUGCCCUUAAUGGCGAUCUUUGGUGAACCAAUCCAAAUCUAGUUAUA